This is a messenger RNA of Arachis ipaensis, 1485 nucleotides long. Lineage: Eukaryota; Viridiplantae; Streptophyta; Magnoliopsida; Fabales; Fabaceae. The record is from RefSeq and is a predicted model, not a curated record.
GUUUUGCUCAAUUUCAACUGGGCGUGCUUUGAAGGAAAACUAGUGUUAUUGGAAAAAAAAAAAAAACACAAAUGGAAUAAUAAUGAUAUCACUGUCAAGCACUUUAGCAUUGAAACACAAAGCUAUGUAGUAUUUAACUAUUUAUAGCUAAGAGGUGAAGCUACCUUGAAAGAGUUUAAGCUAACAAAGAAACAAAGGAGAAUUGAAUUGAAGUUUCUAUUUAAGCAGUGAAAAAUGGCAAAAACUCCUUGUUGUGAGAGAAUGGGUUUGAAGAAGGGACCCUGGACUGCUGAAGAAGAUCAGAUAUUGACAUCUUUCAUUCAUAGAUAUGGCCAUGGAAACUGGCGUGCACUUCCUAAACAAGCUGGUUUGUUAAGGUGUGGCAAGAGUUGUAGGCUUCGUUGGAUAAAUUACCUGAGGCCAGAUAUUAAAAGAGGGAAAUUCAGCAAGGAAGAGGAAGAGGCCAUUCUCAAACUACAUGCAGUUCUUGGAAAUAGGUGGUCUGCGAUUGCAGCAAGAUUACCGGGUCGUACAGAUAAUGAAAUAAAGAACUUUUGGCACACUCAUUUGAAGAAAAGGAUUGAGAAAAGUGAAGUGCACAAUAAUGGCAUCAAUAGUAGUAAAUAUUCCUCGUGUUCCUCACAAAUCAUCACCAUGCCAAGAGUAGUACCAGCAAUUGCACCAAGUAGUGGUAGUGGUAGUGCUGCUUCUAGCUUCAAUGAUGGUUUAUCCUCAACCUCAAGGAAUAGAUCAAGUUCAUCACCAAAUAUUAUUGCAGGACCAGGAUUUUGCAGUGCAACAACAUCCUCUUCUGAUGAUACUUCAGGUGAAACCAUGGGAAAUCAUAACGAUGGUUCCAUUCAGCUCAGUGAAGAGAUGGAAUUUUGGUACAAUAUAUUCAUCAAAUCAGGACAGCUAUCUUAAAGGGCACGUGGAUUUAAUGUAGGAUAGAUUACUACAUGAUAUGUUUGUGUCUUAUUCCUAAAUUUUUCUUAGAUGAUAAACUUGGUUUAAGCCGUCUUUGUGUACAAAAUUUAUAUCCACUUUGCUAAUGCAAAUUGGCAGAGGCAAAAUAAAUAUGAAUGGAUGAAAAGAAAGGAAUUUGUAACAACUUUUGCCUUGUCUAAAUACUUACUAACUGUGGUGAUUAUUUAGCCAAAGUUACAGCGACCAUGAUGCAUCCUCAUUCAGAUUGCUUGCUAAUUCCAUUCAGAAAUUCGGCGAGAUAUAUGAGAAGAUUGAGAACAGUAGAAGGCAGCAGACGGUGGAACUGGAAAAGAUGAGGAUGGAGUUCCAUAAAGAUAUUGAAACACAAGAGGCAGAUCUUAGAGAGAGUUCAGAGUGAAAUUUUAAAACUCACAUCAGAUAGAUGAUGAUGAGGAGGAGAAUGAUGACUAGUAUAAGGGUGGCAUUUGAUGUUUUGUAACAUUGUUAUGUGACAUACUCUGCUACAUUAACAUUAUAUUUGAAACAUUUUUUCCCUUC